ACAUCCCACCCAGCGCUGUGCUGAACUCCCAUCCAUCACAAUGAGCAACAAAUUCCUGGGCACCUGGAAACUCGUCUCCAGCGAGCAUUUUGAUGACUACAUGAAAGCCCUGGGUGUGGGGUUAGCCACUAGAAAACUUGGAAAUUUGGCCAAGCCCAGGGUGAUCAUCAGCAAGAAAGGCGAUUAUAUGACAAUAAGAACUGAAAGCACUUUCAAAAACACAGAGAUCUCUUUCAAGCUGGGCCAAGAAUUUGAAGAAACCACAGCUGAUAACAGGAAAACCAAGACCAUUGUGACGCUGGAGAGAGGAUCACUGAAUCAAGUUCAGAAAUGGAGUGGCCAAGAGACCACCAUAAGGAGAAAGGUGGUGGAUGGGAAAAUGGUAGUGGAAUGUAUGACGAAGGGUGUGGUCUGCACCAGAAUCUAUGAGAAGGUCUGAGAAGACCUCUACCUCAUUCAAGUGGUAUUUGAUAUUUAACACUGGAAAUCAAGCAGCAAGACCC
Molecule: messenger RNA, 503 nt
Organism: Nannospalax galili (Upper Galilee mountains blind mole rat)
Lineage: Eukaryota; Metazoa; Chordata; Mammalia; Rodentia; Spalacidae
Product: myelin P2 protein
Exons: 4
Coding region: 41-439 (132 amino acids)
Biological process (GO): fatty acid transport
Cellular component (GO): cytosol; nucleus
Molecular function (GO): fatty acid binding
Source: RefSeq, a predicted model, not a curated record